UGCGUUUCGCUGUGCGCCUCGGAACCAUCCACUUCAAGCGUCGGAAAGUUAUCUAAAAUUCGUUGUUAUCACAAAGUAACACUGUUGAACAUCACAACAAGCUAUUGAAGAGUGAACCUUCAGGUCCGCUUACUCUCUCUUUGCACAACUCUUCAGGAAAACACGACGUGGGCAUAUUGUUACUGCACACCGCGAUAGCUGGCAUGCAGCGAGAACUGCAACCCGAAACCGAAACUGAACGGGCCCCCGCGCAGCAAGGCGCCACUUUUGAACUGGGAGACGACGGGACCCGCCUCGCCUCUCAAGAGAAAGAACGUCAAGGCCAACGGCGCGUCGGCGCUCAAAACGCCUCGCCGCCCGUCUGCGGCCGUUCAAUUGAAGAAGCCAAUUGCACUUCGUUGCCCUUUCGCUUGGAUGCGACGUCGUUCUUCUUCGCACGACGCCAGCUCGCGACAAUGCGGCCAGCUCCGGUCUUAACCGACGCUUCUGCGAACUUCCCGUCAGCACUGGCGCUAGCGGUUGGUGGCGGGAACGAGCAAGCGGCCAGCCCUUCUUCGAAAGCCACCUCUGCCGCGUUUCUAGAACUUUCAGGGACGGGUGAAUCAGCUUCUCGGUAUCAGGCAGAAGACGCCUUCGUGCUACCUGAUAAGGAUCCUAGCGGCUGGGUCACCGUUAAUCACCAAUGUGUUGAAGAUUCGAGUAAACACAGCUCUACGGACGAUUCAGCUUCGCGGUAUCGCGAUGAAGAGGUUAUUCCUAACCUGCCCGUUGAGGAUCCCACAGCAUCAGUCGUCGCCCGCGACGACUUUGCCAUAAAGGUCAUCGAGCGUGACUUGCUAAACGAAGGCAGUGUUUCCGAGCUUGACUCAAACCCGAAUAUACAACCGAGGUGCCUCGUCAGUGAGGUGCGGUCAAUCUCGAGCGCUGCGACAAGGGACCCAAAAGUACAAACGAUGAACACUCUUGGUCGGCUUGAACGCCAUUUUGAGCUGUUAGAAGGAAUCCCAGUCGGGUUGCUAAAAUCGUUGGACUCCGGAAGAGAGGGGAACACGAUCGCGGGAAAGUGCGCAGUAGCGCAUAGUUCCGGAACAAGGGUUAGUUCCGCGAACACACAAGUCUCCGAAUACUCGUGUGAAGGAGCACUUUCGCGGGCUCACAACAAAGGUUUCCUGAAACCAGAGUCGAAGAACGCAAGAGUCGUACGACUUUUCGAUCUGAGGGGCACCCUCGCUAUGAUCAAAAUAGCCCGCAGCAAUGUCGCGGAGGAAGUGCUCGUCCUCAGCGGCGUUACAGCGAGGUGGAAUGGAGACAGCAUGUUCGACUUCGACUCGACACCCAAAGCACGCGACGUCUUCACACUCGCAGGACUUCCACCGCAGUCAAUGGAACCUCCCCAAUGGGUAGACGUCAGCAGGGAUGUGGCUCGCGGUAUGGUCGUUUCCAUGGGUGACAAAGGGGUCACUACUGGACCUACGAACGCCUUGUUCGAGAAAGAACUGAUUCCUCUUUUUCCGGAAGGGGAAUACCAGGAUGACUUCGGUCAACUGCUCGACCUCGUCCAGGCUUCGUCAUGCAAUGGUGAAACAGGAAACCAAGAGCUUCCCCAUUUACUGCCGUUGGAAUUUCCGAGAAUCGGAUACCACGCAGCUGCGGACUUGGCAUUUAGAGCUCCCGGUGGCAUCCGCGGUUGUCACCAGCCACCUGUGCUCGCAGCACCGUUGCAACGUAUGAAGACACUAGGAGCCGUGUCCAGGUGCCUGCUGCAAAUCUUCGACUACCCAAAGAGCUCGUCACCGAAUGUUUUGAACAAUGAGGCGACGGUGGCGACCUCCCAUCCGACAGGUGAACUUACACCACUGCACGUCGAAAGGAAUUGCUUUGGCCUCAACCCGGACGCCACGGUCCCCGAUGGUGACAAAUUCAUGGAAUCCGACGACGAGGCUGGCGGAAGGUCCUCUUGCGAAGGAGUUUGCGAGGUUCCGACCUCUGCCCCGACUGUCCCGACGAAGCGUACAGAGAUUACGAAGAAUGCGACAAACUUUGCGACGGACAACACUGUGAUUCCUUCCGGUGAAGCUGCGUUCGCUCCACCGGAAGUCGCUCUGCCAAGGGUUGACUCUGGCAAUGAACACUUCAACAUGAACUUCAACGAUCCCGAAGGUGCUCGUUGCGACACUUCGAGCUCACCCGCUGUUGCGUUGUCACGGAUGAACAACACGAGUGCGCUUGCAAGCGCAGGUCCAUGCUCGGAGUGCUACGAUUUAAAGGCUGGAAACCACGUAUCCUCUGCAAACGCACAGAUGAAGACCGAAGACAGCUCUCGAGUGGAAGAAGGAGAAGAAACGCUCGCUCUCUCCCAAUCAGGAGGAGAGAGCCACUCGUCAGGUCCUGUCUUCAGGACCCAGAACAGUGACAAAAGUGAAUCGGUGCCUUGCACGCAGUGCCACCUCAGCGAUGUGGAAGACCAAGAGCGCAGCUUCUACGAGGACGGGGACGCGACGCCCGACGUGCUCCACUCGACGACGCACGACAAGACAGGCUUGCCGGAACCGGCCGGAGGUUUCGAGCACACAGACGAACAACGAGGCCACUACUACGGCCUGGCUCCUCCCACAAACGCGGAAAUCGAAGAACUGCGGAACCAGAUUCGACUGUUGGUGCAAAACCACGCCCUGCGCGCGAGCACGCCCCCAGUACGCGCUGACCGCCGAACGGGCUCUGCAUCGAGCUGCAGCCCUACGACAGACGAAGAGAGCUUCGAAGAGGACAGCGAAGACGACGACAGUUCGCGCACUCUGUACACGACCAGCGAGUCGGAGCUGUCCGAGUACGAGGACGACCUGUUGUCCUGCUAUUCCGGUUGCUCCGAUGGCUCGUCGUCUUCGGGCGCUUCGUGUGCUUCGGACCCGCUCGACGGACUGACCGAGUACAGUCGUCGCGAAAUGGCACACGCUGAAGACGCGGAGUCAAAGGACGGACUGUUCACUCCCACUGACUCAGCCGCGUCGUCACUGUGCAGAAAGAGGAAAAGGAAUUUUCCGCCAAGUUCGGAAUCGCCAACGGAAGAUCCCCUUGCGGAAAUCAAGAAGCCUCGGUUUUUCCAGCUGCAAAGCGUGGGACGUCCCAACCUGCGCACAGAAGGGGAGUCGGACGACUUUCGUAUAGCAAGAAACGUUACAGUGGAAGCUGAAGACACCAGUAGUGCAAUAGCGUCCGUGGACAACGGUACUUUCCACAGAGCGGUACUGUCACUGCACAGCUAUUGUAAAUAUAGCCCGAACAGACAAAGUAGCUUUCGUCCCGAAGAAGGUCCGGACGAGCGAUCCCCUAACUGCUCGAGUGACGAUGACGAUGCGAUGGAAGAACCGUCAGUGGAGCCUGCAGCGAACGUCGGCUGCAUUGAGCCGCGGACCCAUGAUGGGUCACCCAGCACUGGCGCUCCUAGCGAGGCAGUGGCAAAAUUAGUGGAUUAUCCUCAACUGACUCCACCUGAGGAAGAGGGUAGUGGCGUUAACACUACACCUGGGCAAUACUUACGCGAGGACACCCAAGGGCGUCCUCUUGCGGACGAACGGGGAAACAGCGGAACGCCCCGUAACCGCAGUGAGGCCGAGGCAGGGGCCUACAAGAAGGUCAUGGAAGUGUAUUUCGACGAAAACUCCAGGCACUUCCUCGUCCUCCCGGCGUCUCAGGAAUGUCUCAUUUUCGAGAACAGCGAGAACAUCCCUCCUGAAGAAGAUUCCAAAACCAAGUCGGCUUCACCGGGAAGGAUCAGUUGUGAACCGCAGGUCGAACUGUGCAAGAUCCAAGCUUUGAACGAGGAAGAGGCGUCUUGCAAAAGCGUCGCUUCCGGCGUCGCGAGCACGCCCGAUGAAAAACGGAAGAAUCCGACGGAGGCCGAGCGUGAAGGUCCAAGGAGGAAGAUCCGCAGAAUCGGACUCCCCAAGGGCUACAAGGGUCGAGCUUUGCAUCCCAACUGGAGAUCAAAUGUCGACCAGUGAUGCGAAGUUGUCAUCUGCAGUUCUUUUACGAUAUCAAUUUCUUUGUUCACUUUGUUCCAUUCGCAAGUAGUUCCUUUUGCAAUGUAUUCCGUUAAAUAAACACUGCUUUCUGUGUUCCCGAA
Dermacentor albipictus is the source of this 4123-nucleotide messenger RNA. RefSeq lists its product as uncharacterized. NCBI's taxonomy places the organism in Eukaryota, Metazoa, Arthropoda, Arachnida, Ixodida, Ixodidae. The record is from RefSeq and is a predicted model, not a curated record.